CAGAGUGCCAAGUGUUUUUCUAUAAUUUAUCAAAAUGAACUAUUACGACCACAUAACCAACAUGGUGACCCUGACGCGCGUCGAAAGCCAAAAAUCGCUGUCGAUUACCGAAAAUUUGGACAUUCAGAAAAACCUGCUGCGCCCAAAAAACCUGAAGCUGCAAUCAACCAAAAAAAUUUCAACCAGCGAAAUAAAUUUGGUACAACAACGUCGAAAAUCGACGCCGAAUGGAUUCGGAUCCAAAACCAAUUUGGUGAAUGGUGAUGUGGUUUUGGAUAACCAGAAGGUUUGUAAGAACAAAAAUUUGGCGUCCAGUGAAUCUAGUUUAAUUGAGACUUUAGUGGAAAAAAGUCCUAGAAAAUUAUGGAGCGUACAAAAACGCCCAGUGUCGUCUAUAGAAUUAUCUACGCCUAGGAAAAUAAGUGACACCAAAACUCCGGCCAAGGUUUCGCCUAAAACACCAACCGAGACACCAGAUAAGAAAAAGUUGACUCUUGAUAUCAAGUUGGCGAACCAGAAACUGGGUUCGACUCCAAAGUCAUCCAAAUCUAAGUCUUCGGAUCUGAAGACUCCAAAGACUCCUUUUGAAGACAAAUUGACGAGUCAGGAGAAAUUGUCCAAAGUUUUGAGCGAAAAAUUAGAUUUACCAGAAAUUGAUGAAGAGGUGAAGGACGGCUUGAAGAUUCCUGUAAUUGUUACCACGGAUGUCGACCAGGGCGAAGAAGUUGAUGUCGGUUCUGAGGAUGAUAAUGAAGAUGAAACCGAUGGAAACCUCAAAGCUCAAAGCAGUUCUCCUCGGCUGUCGGCUUCGCCCAGCAGCGCCGGCAGCGGCGGCGGCGGCAAACCCGGCGGCUCCUCGAAGGCGCGACAGAAGAAGUUCCAUCGGCACUUCCAGCAAGUCGCCGAAGAGGAACGGGUCAUAAACUGUAAGUAG
Ctenocephalides felis (cat flea) is the source of this 934-nucleotide messenger RNA. RefSeq lists its product as uncharacterized. The transcript is spliced from 2 exons. The record is from RefSeq and is a predicted model, not a curated record. Lineage: Eukaryota; Metazoa; Arthropoda; Insecta; Siphonaptera; Pulicidae. Bases 35 to 934 code for a protein of 299 amino acids.